This is a messenger RNA of Dichotomopilus funicola, 357 nucleotides long. RefSeq lists its product as uncharacterized. Lineage: Eukaryota; Fungi; Ascomycota; Sordariomycetes; Sordariales; Chaetomiaceae. The transcript has a single exon. Bases 1 to 357 code for a protein of 118 amino acids. The record is from RefSeq and is a predicted model, not a curated record.
AUGCUCGCCCUGCACGACGGCAGCUUCCUCGCCCACCGGGACGCCGUCUUCGACGCCGCCGACUGUCGUGGCCAGAUGGCCGCUAGGGCGUUGCUGAGGACGGUCUCGCAUUUUUACAUUUCCCCGGAGCGCCGGGCCGGGCCCUUUCAUGUUCAAAUGACCGACGUCCACGCAAGCAACAUCUUGGUCGACGACGACUGGAACAUCACCUGCCUGAUUGAUCUGGAGUGGAUCUGUUCGCUACCCGCAGAUAUGAUUUCCGUACCUUACUGGCUCACGGGACGCGGCAUCGACGAGCUUGUGGGGACGAUCUUGCCCAGUUCGACCAGGUCCGCCAGGCGUUCAUGGAGGUUUUAG